ACACAGGUUGUUUGCUUUUUAGUAGCUUUAGAGGUAUCCUGUAGGUUGGAGGGCACCUGCUCCUCGUCUCUGCAUGACUUCGCUCGACUCCGACUUUCUCCUGUUGGUGCGACACCCCCCAGUCCUCAGAAGUGACUUUCCUAUCUGGACAAAGACCGACAAUGAGGCUGAUCUGCUGCUGCAGCGUUGUGUUCCUGCUCCAUCUGAUUCCCAAAGCCUGUGAAGGUGGGAAUAUCCUGGUGGUUCCGACCGAAGGCAGCCACUGGAUAAACAUGGAGGUCCUUCUUAAGGCGUUGCACUCCAGAGGACACAACAUAACUGUUGCACGUUCCAGCAAAAGCUGGUUCAUCAAGGAAAACUCCUCCUACAACACCCUCACCGUUCCUGUGGAAAAGAGUUUGGAUAAAAAGUUGGUGACUAAACUUCUCAGUGAGUUCAUCGAGUUUCAAAGGGGAGCUCUACCCUUCAUCAGCUUUCUCCACAUGACUGUAGGAAUGGUGAGCACGCUCGCUGAGGUUCACAGAGAUGUGAGUGAACUAGUCUCAUCCUUGCUUGGUGAUCCAAAGCUGGUGAGAACGUUAAACGAGAGCAAGUUUGACCUGGUUCUUACUGACCCCUGCUGGGGCAACGGAGUUAUUGUAGCCAAGUAUCUGAAUCUACCCCUGGUUUAUAACGUUCGCUGGUUAAUACCAGAAGAUGCUCAUUUUGCCCUCGCUCCUUCACCGCUGUCGUACGUUCCUGUCGUAGGAACUAGCUCAACGGACAAGAUGACCUUCUUUCAAAGAGUUAAGAACGUGUUUUUGUACGAAGUCACCCAAUUACAAACGUUCACAGCGAUCAGACAAGUCUACCAGCCUUUAUGUGACAAAUAUCUUGGGCCUGAUCACGACUUUGAUCACAUGAUGAAAGAUGCAGACAUCUGGCUGAUGAGAACCGAUUUUGUGUUCGACUUUCCUCGUCCCACAAUGCCUAAUGUUGUGUACAUGGGGGGCUUCCACUGUAAAGAUCCAGAACCACUUCCUGAGCACUUGGAGGAGUUUGUCCAGAGUUCUGGAGAACAUGGGUUCAUCAUCAUGUCCCUGGGAAGCUUUGUGAGUCAGCUUCCUGAUGACGUGGCUGACGAGGUCGCCGCAGCCUUCGCUAAACUGCCUCAGAAAGUCAUCUGGACCUACAAAGGUAACAGACCCACCACUCUGGGAAACAACACUCUCCUGGUUGACUGGAUGCCACAAAAAGACCUUUUAGCACACCCGAAAAUAAAACUGUUCGUAGCUCAAGGUGAAACGAAUGGAGUCCAAGAGGCCAUCUGUCAUGGCGUCCCAGUGGUGGGUUUACCGCUGUUUUUUGACCAAUACGACAAUCUGAUCCGCCUGGAAGACCGAGGAGGAGCCAAAAUUCUUUCACUGAGUACCGCAGACAAAGAUGACAACUUCUUUAAAACUCUACAGGAAGUCCUGAACGAGCCGUCCUACAGGACCAACAUGCAGAGACUCUCCAGGCUGCACAGAGACCAACCGAUGAAGCCGAUAGACACCGCCCUCUUCUGGAUCGAGUUUGUCAUGAGGCAUAAAGGAGCUGCUCACCUGAAAGCCCAAUCCUACAAAAUGCCCUGGUACAUCUACCACUCUGUAGAUGUAGUCCUCUUCCUGACCGCAGUAGCUCUGCUCGUGGUUUUUACUCUCAUCCUGUUCAUCAGGUGUUUCUGUAGCGCCGUGUGCAGACGCAAAGUAAAGCGUGAAUAAUGAGAGGGUUUCCCACGGUGGCGGUAGUUGGCUUUAACGUUCUGAACAUGGCCGUGUUAUUUAUUCACACGUUUGUUAUUUAAAGCUGUUAUACAGAUUGCAGCCAUGCACGUGCCCCUCGGUGGCUUUAGGCAGAACCUGCUGCAGCUCACAGGAAGACUCGGACAGCUUGCCUUCUGUUGUUUGGGAGUUCAUUUGCUUUAAACAGAUAAAUGGCCUCCUUUAUAAAACUUUUAAAGAGCAGAUGGCUCUACAGAUCAUUAUUACAUUCAUUCUCCAACAGUUCUGACUGUCAGCCUUUUUCCAAGUUCAGCAAACAUUAGUGAGGGCGUAGCCUGCCUUAUGAAGGAGCCACCCACACACACCUGCUGGUGAUCUAAUCAGUCGUGCUGCUGCACCUGAGUGAAGAAACUCAAUAAAUACUCAACUCUAAACUUAAAUUGGUUUGUUUUUGCAUAAGAAAGUUUUCUGUUUUUCCUUAAAUGACUGAAUGGACUUGUGAUGAUGUCAUUUUCUUUUCUGCUUGUUUUUUUUUUACUUCUAGCGGCGUCAGAACGGAGCGUCUUUUCCUUUUAAAAAUGUUUAAUUUGCCUGAAAAUGUACAUUUUUUUAUUAUUUUUUUCUUUUUCCAGACAAACAGCAAAAGCUUCACAACAACAUGGCAACUUGACACAAAUAUUAAUAAAAAAAUGAACAGUAAAUAAACACAAGCAUGGCGGAGCUACUUUUCUGUAUUUCUGUGUUUUAGAGUCAAACACGAGGCGGGCCGACAGCAAGCUAAAGCUCUCCUGAGCCAAGAGCCGCAAAUGAAGGACGCCAUUAAAACAAUGCUGCUUUAAAUCAGCUGUAAACACGUGUUUAUUUAUACACGCAGCAGCUGACACCUAACGAGCUCUUGCAACUUUUGCAGGUGGAAACGUUUUCAGGUUGUUUUCCUUUGUUACCUGAAACACGUUUAGUUGUGAGACUGAACUGCCCCACAUGAAAUAAACACUAAAUAAAACAUGA
Messenger RNA from Nothobranchius furzeri (turquoise killifish), 2750 nucleotides. Its product is annotated as UDP-glucuronosyltransferase 2A2. Gene Ontology annotation, molecular function: UDP-glycosyltransferase activity. The record is from RefSeq and is a predicted model, not a curated record. Lineage: Eukaryota; Metazoa; Chordata; Actinopteri; Cyprinodontiformes; Nothobranchiidae.